Messenger RNA from Staurois parvus, 357 nucleotides. NCBI's taxonomy places the organism in Eukaryota, Metazoa, Chordata, Amphibia, Anura, Ranidae. The record is from the annotation of a GenBank genome assembly.
GCAUUUAAAGACACAGGCAAAGCACCUGUUGAAGCAGAGGUGGCAAUCCACCGCAUCCGUAUUACACUUACCAGCCGCAAUGUGAAAUCUCUGGAAAAGGUCUGCGCUGAUCUGAUCCGUGGAGCCAAGGAGAAGAACUUGAAGGUGAAGGGACCUGUGCGCAUGCCCACCAAGACCCUGCGCAUUACUACAAGAAAAACCCCUUGUGGUGAGGGUUCGAAGACAUGGGAUAGAUUCCAGAUGAGGAUCCACAAGCGCCUGAUUGAUCUACACAGUCCUUCUGAGAUUGUGAAGCAGAUUACUUCCAUCAGCAUCGAACCUGGUGUAGAAGUUGAAGUGACCAUUGCUGAUGCAUAA